GUUGUCAGCUGAAUAUUUGUGAUUCAUCUAAUCAGUGCCUCUACACAAGUUGCAGCAGUUUAAAAUGUUCACUUGCUGUAGUGCCAUCUCAUGGAAAGCAGAUAUUGAAAAUUCAACAUAGUCUUUUUUUUUUUUUCAUGGAAAUGUGACAUGCUGUACCUGAAUUUUUCUUUUGAGAGCAUGUCCAAGAAUUAAUGGAAUCCUGGAAGAUGCAUUUUGACAAGUGUAACUUGAUAUUCUACCAUGCCAAGCACCACAACAGGGCCACACUUUUUGGUGGGGAAAAAGCCAAUUCUCUUGAAGAAUGAUGAAAGACUCGGAAGGAUUCCUUUCUCAAUAAGGAGAGCAAAAUUUUCAGAAGUAAAUAGAAUUUUUGGUCUUUUGUCAGAGGUUGUUGUUCAUGGUAAAGAGGAGGAGUUCAAUAAUAAGGCAAGAGAAUCAAAACUUGGAGAAAAGCAGCCAACCCCAAAGAAGAAAAAGGAAAGGAAACCAAAUAAUGCAAGAAAUGCAGAAAGAAAAUUGAAAAGUGAAAAAAAUGCUUUGGAUCUUGCUGGUGAGGACUCAAGCUCUGAAUCAGCAUCAGGCAGCAGUGAGGAGAUGGAGCUGGUCACUCAGAUGGACACAUUUUCUACCACUGACCUCAGCAGAUACCACUGUUCUGUGAAAUCCAAGCCAAGCCCAGGUGCCAGAAAAGGAAAUGAAAGCAAAUAAAAAAAAAAACAUGCAUCUAACAAGAGUAAAGAAGUAAAAAAAAGGUAACACACACAAAACUAAAGUGUGGAACAUCAUCCACAGUGCUUGUAAGAUGGGAAAUAUAGAUAAUUUGUCUGCAGCUCUUAAAGUUCACUCUUCUGGACAGCAUGAAGGUUGGCUCCUUGAGCACAGCUGCAACCCAAGUGUUAUUGAUGGUGCCAAGAGUUAUUUGAUGAUGCUGCAGACGAAGUGUCGUAAUACCUUCAGGCGCUUCAUGGCAUAGUGGCCGGAUAAAUAUGAUUAUAAGAAGGCUAAUAUUCCAAGUCCAUUGACCAAGGAGCAAGAAUUAGAACAGGCAGCCAAGCUGGCCAUAAGAAGGAAAGCUCAGAGGCAGGCCAAGCAGGAGAGACAAAGGGAAAAGAAACAGCAAGAAAAAAAAAAUGAACAAAGAAAAGCUUUGCAAGCUGAAGAAGAUAAGAAAAAGUUUCUUGAACUUAGUGACAGAGAAAAGAUAUGUUAUGUCUUUGUUUUCAGGAUAUUACUAUAAUCAUGGACUUCUUCAUUACACUUGGAUAUACUAGAUCAUGGAUACAAGAGAUGGCAAGAGGAUAUGAAGUUUCUUACUGUUCUAGUAGCAUGUUUAGGUUAUAGCAGUGGAUGUGUCAGUCUAUUAAUUUUGUAUCUGUUACAGGAUCCAUCCCUUAUUCUUUGAUGAAUAGCUGCAGUAGAUGUGUUUCUGCAUGCAGGUGUACUGAAAUUUGAUCUUUGUAGUCUUUACUCCUUUAAUUAUCCCAUUUUUUUCUUCUUUUCAUUCCUAAGCUGCGAGGUUUCUUAAACAUGCCUCUCACCACAUGCAAGAGAGAGUUGACAUUUUGCUAAAAGACAGUAUGUUUUCAAUCAUUUGUGCUGCUCUCCAUGCCUCUAAUGUGUUAAUCCCUUGCCUGUGGGGUUUCUUGCACAUUUCUUCUCAUAUGUAAGGAACCUUUGGUAAUUUGCCAAAAAUAGCUUUUUUCAAUUAUAAUUUGUGCAUGCUUUUCUCAUGUUAAAUUAAAUGAUAAUAGACUCAUACAUCCUUCAUCAUGAAAAUGCAGAGACCAAAAUUUCUCAGUUUAGAGGUGCAAUUAUCACCAUGACAGCACACUGUUCAAAUGACUGCCCCACAGUACAGGAGAGUGGGGGAACCUUCCCAGCUACUCUCAUUCUAGCCUAAUCUAUAUGCAUAUAUAUUUCCCUAACUUAAGGGGGAUGUCCAGUUGGAAGACAAAAAAAAAAAAAAAAAAAAAAAUGUGAACAGACACAGACACAGUAAAUGUAAUAAAAAAGUGCAGUGAUGACUAAUAAGAGAAUGAUGAGUAACACAAAUGUUUAGGAGCCCCUACCUCAAAACAUUUUUUUUAUUAUAAAUGUCCAAAGCUUAACCAUUGCUUCAUAGAUUCCCAUCAAACCUUCAGGAUUAUUAGAAUGGACUAAGAUCUGCAAACGUAUGCAUUUAUAAUUUUAAAUUGAUUAUUAUACAUACAAAAAAAAAUCUUCAUAAAGUCAAAACUUGCUGAAAGUUGAAAGGUGCAAGAAAAAUUUCUUUCUCAAAUUCAGUGAUAAGAAUCAGAAUUUCAAACAGUCAGUUAGAGAUCAGUAGUAUACCUACAUGAGUGGCACAACAUCAUAUGAUUUAUUAUUUUUUUUCCUAGGAUUUUGAAAAGGGGCCUUAAUUUUUUUUAUUUCUGAAAUUAAAAAAAUAAAGGUAGAGGAAUGUUGUAUAUGCCAUGCCGUACCAGCGUAAAAUUCUGUGUAAAACAAAUAAACGGUAUGGCAAAAACUCGUCAUACUAAACAUCCCCCUAAGUUACUCUCUUCCUUCCAUUUAUCUCCUUCUCAGCCUCUUUCCUUUGUUCUCUCUCUUCAUACAUUCCCUCUCCCUCUUACACUUAGCAAAA
Scylla paramamosain (green mud crab) is the source of this 2626-nucleotide messenger RNA. RefSeq lists its product as uncharacterized. Lineage: Eukaryota; Metazoa; Arthropoda; Malacostraca; Decapoda; Portunidae. The record is from RefSeq and is a predicted model, not a curated record. The transcript has 5 exons. Bases 244 to 711 code for a protein of 155 amino acids.